This is a messenger RNA of Mauremys reevesii (Reeves's turtle), 5316 nucleotides long. RefSeq names its product NFX1-type zinc finger-containing protein 1-like. The record is from RefSeq and is a predicted model, not a curated record. The transcript has 14 exons. Lineage: Eukaryota; Metazoa; Chordata; Testudines; Geoemydidae. Bases 1 to 5316 code for a protein of 1771 amino acids. Gene Ontology annotation, biological process: regulatory ncRNA-mediated heterochromatin formation. Gene Ontology annotation, molecular function: zinc ion binding; helicase activity. Gene Ontology annotation, cellular component: nucleus; nuclear RNA-directed RNA polymerase complex.
AUGUCUGGCCAGAAGAGGAGGUGGCCGGACUGGCCUGAGAGCGCCUGGGGGCCAGGGCCACCGAAAGCUGCCCGGCUCUCCCCGGAGCCAGGGCCCAGCUGGCGGACGGAUCCGUGCGCCAUCCUCACUGACUUGGGCAAGCUCUGUGACCACAGCCCCCAGCAACUCCUGCCCUUCCUGCUGGACCACGACUACCAGCUGGAGCAGGUCGUGGAGAGCCCCGGCCUGAGCCCCGCCAGGGUGUACAUGCUGCUGCGGGCCGUGAAGGUGGCGGUGGAGCGCGCUGGUGAGCCGGAGCUGGUCCAGCCGGUCCUGGCCCUGGUGCUGAGACCAGCUUUCGUGCUCAGGAGCCUGCUGGGCUUCAUUGCUGAGCUGGAGAGCUUCCAGCACCAGGACGGGCAGAUCUCCCAGGAGGUGAUGGAGGACACGGUGGCUGCCCUGCACCAUCUGCUGACAGCGUCCCCCGAGCAGACGAAGACCCUCCUCUGCUACCCUGUGGACCUUCUCUUCGCCACUGUCCAAAGACUCCAGAGCCGCGGCUUUCAGUUUACGUGGAUCAUCCAGAAACGGCUUCACGACACCAAGAUCCUGGUGGACUCGGCCUUCCCACGGUGCAGUGCGCCCCUCGCCUCACCAGCCUGGCAGGAGGAUUUCCACACCAUCCCCAUUUUCCCAACCCCGGAGGAGAUAUUCGUCGACCCUGGGCAGAAGCUGAAGCGCAACCUCCCCGUUGGGAAGUAUGCGAGCGACGCGGCCUACCUGGACACGCACUUCCGGCUGCUGCGGGAGGAUUUUGUCCGGCCCCUGAGGGCUGGGAUCUCGGCUCACUUCUCCCUGCGGAACGUGUUCGGGGGCGCUGGGAAGCAGAGGGGGCUGCGGGUCUAUAGGAACGUGCAGCUGGCGACGGUGGGCACCUCCCCAGUCGGUGCCAUGUACAUGGCCAGGUUCCAGGCCCCGCAGGGCUCCUCCCACACCUCCUCCAAACGGCUGCUGAGCGGCUCCCUGACCUGCCUCAUCUCCAGUGACUGUGGCCAGGUGUUGUUUGGGACUGUGGUGGGGGGCAACAGGCCUGGGCUCCUGAAGGGGGCCGUGUGGUUGGACAUUAAGGCAAACCACAGCGACCUCCUGACGAGGCACCUGGGGAAAACCAACUUCAUCAUGGUGGAGUCGCCGGCCUUCUUCGAGUCCUACCGGCACGUGCUGGAGGGGCUGCAGGAGCUGGACCCCACCCAGGUGCCGUUCCAGGACUACGUCGUGCAGUGCCGCACCCCCGUCGCCCCGCCCGCGCACUUCGGAGAGGACGUGACCUUUGACCUCUCUGUUCUGCACCCCACGGGGCGAGCCGACAGAGAGCCCAUGGGGGACACAUCUGAGGGGCACGUGACCGCGGUGGACCUGACGGCCGUGAGACCCGGCGACUCCUAUAUCUGGUCUCCAGAGACAUUUCCUCACUUAGACGAGUCUCAGAUCUUGGCCAUUCGAAUGGCCCUGACCAGGGAAUUGGUGCUGAUCCAGGGCCCACCGGGGACAGGCAAAACCUUCAUUGGGCUCCAGAUCGUGGAGAUCCUGUUGAGGAAUCAGUCUCAGUGGUGGAAGGACCAGAGACCCUUCCUGGUCGUCUGCUACACAAACCACGCUCUGGACCAAUUUAUGGAAGGGAUCCUGCAGUUCCAGCCCUCCGGCGUGGUGCGCAUUGGGGGAAGGAGCAGAAGUGACACGGUGGCAGCUUGCUCCUUGAGGAACCUUCGCCAAAAGCAGCUGCCAGCGCUCCUGGGGGCCGCGGAGAAGCACCAGUAUGGCCGGAUGCGGAAGGCCUUGCAGAAGCAGAAGGAGAGCAUCACCUACCGCACCGCGGUGCUGGAGCUCCUCCGCCGAGGGAUCCUCACGGACGCAGAGCUGGCAGCGGAGAUCCACGAUGACAAGCUGGAGUGCUCCUGGAGAGCGGGGCGCUUCGGCAUGUGCGACUGGCUGAAGAUCUGCCCCGUGGCGCAGGAGGAGAAGCCGUGCCAGGCUCAGGGCAGGGGCAGGAAGGCAGGCGCGGAGGAAGAGCUCUGGCCGUGCCACAGGGAUGAGCGGGCCCUGGAUGACGAGGACGAUCUGGACCCUUCCGAGUGGCGGCGGAGCACGGUGGAGGAGAAGUUUGCUUACAUCCUCCCCGCUGAGAACAGCUCCUCACACCAAGGGAUGCGCAAAUGCUUGGAGGAGGGUGACAUCAUGACCGACGAGGACGUGGCGAACGUGAGAGACGUCGGGGAGCUGCGGCUGAGGGAUCGCUGGCGUCUCUACAGGAGGUGGAUGCUGGCCUACGAGCGGCAGCUGAAGGAGACGCUGGUGGAGAAGCUGGAGGAGUACGAGAAGAAAGCAGCCCAGCUAGCGGAGCUGACCUUCCAGGAGGACCUGUGGGUGCUGAAACGCAGCCAGGUCAUUGGCAUGACGACAACAGGGGCUGCCAAGUACCGAAAGCUCUUGCAGAAAAUCCAGCCCCACACUGUGAUUGUGGAAGAGGCAGCAGAGAUCCUGGAAGCGCACGUGCUAACCUGCCUCACGCCGGCCUGCAAGCACCUCAUCCUGAUUGGAGACCACCAGCAGCUGCGACCCAAACCCGCCGAUUACACCUUGGAGAAGAAGUAUUUCCUCGGCAUCUCCCUGUUCGAGCGCAUGAUAAAUAAUCAGAUCCCCUAUGUGCAGCUGCUCUAUCAGCACCGCAUGCGCCCCGAGAUUUCCCAGCUGCUGGUCCCGCUCUUCUACAAACAGCUCAAAGACCAUGAAGCCGUCGCAGAAUAUGAACAGAUCAAGGGCGUGGAGAGCAGCGUCUUCUUCAUCCAGCACACAGCGGCCGAGAGCCACAGUGCUGACUCCGAGAGCUACAGCAACAGGUUUGAGGCUUCAUUCCUGGUCUCGCUGAGCAGAUACCUCCUGGAGCAGGGAUACGACGAGAGCCAAGUCACCAUUCUGACCCCCUACCACGGCCAGGUGCUGAAGAUCCGCACACUGCUGAGGAGCAGAGACAUGGGAGACGUGGCUGUCCACGCCGUGGAUGACUUCCAAGGGGAGGAGAAUGACAUCGUUCUUCUCUCGCUAGUACGAAGCAACACAGAAGGGAGGAUUGGUUUCCUCCAGGAUAAAAAUCGGCUCUGUGUGGCUUUCUCACGGGCCAGGAAGGGCUUCUAUUGCAUUGGAAACCUAGCUGGCAUUGCAGCUGGGUCCAACGGCAAUCUGUGGAAAGAUAUUCUACGUCUCCUAAAGAGAAAGAAACUUAUGGGGGAAGGGCUGACGCUGGUGUGUCAAAAUCACCCCGAUACCAAGACAGUGGUGAACGAGAGUUCGGACUUCAGUAAAAUCCCUGACGGAGGCUGCACGCUCCAGUGCCAAACCCGGCUGGAAUGUGGCCACCCCUGCACGCGCCGCUGCCACCCGUACGACAGGGAUCACAGCCUAUACGUUUGCCAGUUCCCGUGCUCCAAGCUGUGUGAGCUCAACCACAGGUGUCCGAGAAAGUGCAAGGAACCGUGCGAACCUUGUUCCGUGGAAGUGGAAAAAGUCAUUCCAAAGUGUGGGCACCUCCAGACCAUCCCCUGUCACAUGCCAGCUGAUCACUGGCUCUGCCAAGAGCCAUGCAAGCAGCUUCUGGAAUGCAAACACCCAUGCACGCGCCGCUGUGGGGAAGCCUGCAGCACCUGCAGGUGCAAGGAAAUGGUUGACGUUACUCUGCCCUGUUCUCACGUAAUGAGAACUGAAUGCCACAAGCAGAAAAUGCCUCUGACCUGCCUUGAGACAUGCAAACAGAAACUUGAGUGUGGACACCACUGCAAAGGAAACUGCUCUGAAUGUGUGCAGGGCAGGCUGCACGUCCACUGCCGUAACAAGUGCACAAGGGUCCUUCUGUGUUCCCACCAGUGCCAGGAAUCGUGUUUUGAGAACUGUCCUCCAUGCAAGAGAAAAUGCCCCAACAAGUGCAGACACAGCCACUGCGAUAAGCCAUGCGGGGAGAUCUGUUUUCCCUGUAUACAGCCCUGUUCCUGGAAAUGCAGGCAUUACCGGUGCACACAACUGUGCUCCGAGAUGUGCAAUCGCCCCCGCUGCAAUGAGCCCUGCCAAAAAUCACUCAAAUGCAGCCACCCCUGCGCAGGCCUUUGUGGAGAGCCGUGUCCGCCCAAGUGUCGCACGUGCCACAGAGACGAGCUGGCAGAGAUUUUAUUUGGGGAUGAAGACGAGCCAGAGGCCCGUUUCGUUGUCCUAGAAGACUGUGGACACAUUUUGGAGGUGCAGGGCCUGGAUCGCUGGAUGGAUGGUGAGCCAGACAACGCCCAGGCCCAACACGUCCAGCUGAAGGUGUGCCCCAAAUGCACGACACCCAUCCAGCACAACACGCGUUACAACAACGUGAUCAAGGCCAUACAGCAAAAAAUCAAGGAGAUCAAAUUGAAGAUUCAGGGAAACAGGGAAGAACUUGAAGCUGGAAAGCAGCAACUGCUCCUUCGGCUGAACAGCGACAGAGACCUCGUGGCCUGGACGGGUAUGGAGAGAAGCAUUAUGAACACUGUCUCCCGGCAGAGCCUUCUGGACUUGGAGAAUACCCUAAAUUUCUUUGCAAGUCUCUCCAGACUGAGGCAACAAGCGAAGAAGUGCACAGUGGCGAGAGAACGCAAUUUGAAAAGGAAGAUUGAGGCUGUGGAGCACUGGAUCGGCAGGAACAGACGCGCCUUCACAGCUCAGCAGCUCAGGGAGUGCAGGAAUGAGAUCAAGAGGAUAUCGUACCUGGGAAACAUCUUUGAGCGGCUGAGUGGCUACGAAAACAAACAAGCAUCGUUACCCACCGAGGCCAGGGCACUUGCUAACGAAGCCAUAGGCGUCCUCCAGCAGCAGGACCCUUUCACCCAGAGUCGGGAGGAAUCUCUCCAGAGGGUGCUGGAGAAGAUUGAUGAGUGGCUUCCUGCUGCAGGACUGCAGCUCUCCGAGGCAGAGAGGGUCAUGAUAACAGAGGCCAUGCAAUUCGGCAGGGGCCACUGGUACAGGUGCCCUCAGGGGCAUUUGUACACGAUUGGGGAAUGCGGCCGCCCAAUGCAGCAGAGCAGCUGCCCUGAGUGCGGAGCUACCAUUGGGGGGCAAAACCACACGCUCACUCGGGAUAACGUCGCCGACGAUCAAAUACUGGAAUCCACUAGUGCACAGGAGCGAGAACCACGUCUACAGGACAGUAUCUUAGCUCUGCCCCGCUCCCGCGAUCAGCUGGGUAACCAGCCCGAGUUCUGCUCGCAGAGAUACACCAUGGCACCAUCUGCAAGACUCCUGUUUAUGCUCCAACCCCAGGAAUAG